AGAGGCUCAGCGCGAAGCUGCGGCGGCGGCGACCACGACCACGACCACGAAACCCAUCGAGCACGACAGUGUCGGGAAGGAGGCUACUCUUAUGCCAACAUCUGCUCCCAAAACCGUGGUCGGACGAGCGCUAGGCAAUGGCCUGCAUUCCGAUGCCCACAGGGGGGUCGGGUCUGCGCUGACUGACACUCCGAUUUCUACCGCACCGCCUUCUCCACAAAUCACUGGCAGCUCUCAACCUGUCACCCCCGGUCGCAUUCGUGCCACCACCCUCGAUAUCCCCGGCCUGACCAGAUCCAAGGUUUCACCCGACGGCCGGAUUGCCCAGCGGGAUGUCGGCGCGAAGCUUGUCAUUGUUAUGGUCGGCCUGCCCGCGCGCGGCAAGAGCUACAUUACCAAGAAGCUAGCUCGCUAUCUGAACUGGCUGCAGCAUGAUACCGAGAUCUUUAAUGUCGGCGAGCGUCGCCGUAUCGCCGCCGGCAAGUCCCCGUCACCCGCAAACCUCGCCCUGUCCGACAAGCGUCCCAGUGCCGCCUCGGUUCACAGUGAUCUUGUCGACUCCGUUCGCAGACUCAGCGUCAGUCUUGGGACCAUGAAAAGCAACAGCCCCUCCCCCGACGCGACCAGUCCUCUGCCCCCUCCCGUCGUGCCUACCGCGAAGAUCCUAGUCAACGGACAGGAACCUGAUCCAGCUGACCAGCCGGUCUCCCCGUACCACCAAUCCACCGUGGUUCCCUCCGUCGAUGCGGGCCCUACCCUCAACGGCGAGACCAUCCACGAAGCCUCCCCGGAGCCCAUGGACCAGUCGGCCAACUUCUUUGACCCGCAGAACCAGCGCGCGGUUAAGCUCCGCGAGCAGGUUGCCCUCGACACCCUCGACGAGCUACUGGAUUACAUUCUCGAGUGCGGCGGAAGUGUGGGCAUCCUCGAUGCGACAAACAGCACCAUGGAACGCCGCAAGGCAAUUGUCGACCACAUCCGUGCGCGUGCGGGGCCCGAGCUCGGCAUCUUGUUCCUCGAGAGCAGCUGUGUGGACCAGGCCCUGCUCGAAGCCAAUAUGCGGCUCAAGCUGUCUGGUCCCGACUACAAGGGUCAGGACCCCGUCAAGGCGCUCGAGGAUUUUCGGAAGCGUGUCGCGCUGUAUGAGAAGUCCUACGUCCCCCUGGGCGAGUACGAGGAGAGGAACAACAUGGCCUAUGUGCAGAUGAUCGACGUGGGACGCAAGAUCGUCUCGCACCAGACCAACGGCUUCAUCUCCUCCCAGGUCGUCUACUACCUGCUCAACUUCAAUCUCUCCCCGCGCCAGAUCUGGAUCACCCGUCACGGCGAGAGCCGCGACAACCCUCUCGGCCGCAUCGGCGGCGACUCCGAUCUGAGUGAAAACGGUCGUCGCUACGCCAAGGCACUUUCACGCUUCAUCGACCACCAGCGCCACCAAUGGGAACUCUACCAGCGGCAGAAGGAGUUGCUUCAGAACUUCCCGCCCCGCCCUGGUGACAGCACCCCCCCAAAUCCCUACAUCUCCAACAACCGGCCCCGCAACUUCUGUGUCUGGUCGUCGAUGAUGCAGCGUUCCGUGCAGACUGUCGAGUACUUCAACGAUGAGGACUAUGACGUCAAGCAAAUGAAGAUGCUUGACGAGCUCCACGCCGGCGCCAUGGAAGGGAUGACCUAUGAAGAGAUUCGUCAGCAGUACCCGGAAGAGUACGCCCACCGCAAGAGGGACAAGCUCUUCUACCGCUACCCUGGCCCCGGUGGCGAGGGCUACCUGGACAUCAUCAACAGACUGCGCGCCGUCAUCAUCGAGGUGGAGCGCAUGACCGACCACGUCCUGCUCGUCAGCCACCGCUCCGUCGCUCGCGUGCUGCUCGCCUACUUCCGCGGUCUUAAGCGUGACGAAGUUGCCGACCUGGACGUGCCCCUUGGUGUCCUGUACAUGCUCGAGCCCAAACCCUACGGUGUCGAAUUCAAGGCCUACCGCUACAACCCCGACAUCGACUGGUUUGACUACAUACCUGAUUUUCAGUUGCGUCAGACUAGCAUCUAGUUGGCCACCCUACACUCUAAUCAAACUCCUCUUCGGGGCAUGUAUUUUCCUCUCUAUGCUCUCACUCAUCUCCAUCUCGGC
Penicilliopsis zonata CBS 506.65 is the source of this 2128-nucleotide messenger RNA. RefSeq lists its product as hypothetical. Lineage: Eukaryota; Fungi; Ascomycota; Eurotiomycetes; Eurotiales; Aspergillaceae. The record is from RefSeq and is a predicted model, not a curated record. The transcript is spliced from 2 exons. Gene Ontology annotation, biological process: fructose 2,6-bisphosphate metabolic process; fructose metabolic process. Gene Ontology annotation, cellular component: cytosol. Gene Ontology annotation, molecular function: ATP binding; 6-phosphofructo-2-kinase activity. Bases 92 to 2047 code for a protein of 651 amino acids.